AUGACUGAUCGCGUAGGUUUUAGAGGAGGAUUUGGUAGUGGCGACAGAGGUGGUCGCGGUCGUGGUGGAGCUGGUGAGCGUGGACGUGGUCGAGGGCGAGGUCGAGGAGGACGUGGGGGAAGGGGUGGUAAAGAGGGAGGGGACAAAGAAUGGGUCCCAGUUACAAAAUUAGGUCGUUUGGUCAAGGACCGAAAAAUUACGUCACUUGAGGAAAUCUACCUAAAUUCACUACCUAUCAAAGAAUUUGAGAUCAUUGAUAUGUUGUUAUCGAAUAUGAAGGAUGAAGUUCUGAAAAUUAUGCCAGUACAGAAACAGACUCGUGCAGGACAGCGAACCCGUUUCAAGGCUUUCGUAGCUAUUGGAGACCAUAACGGUCAUGUAGGUUUGGGAGUCAAGUGCUCAAAAGAAGUGGCAACUGCAAUUCGUGGAGCAAUUAUUGCAGCCAAAUUAUCAGUAAUUCCAGUUCGACGCGGGUAUUGGGGAAAUAAAAUUGGUCAACCUCACACCGUACCGUGCAAAGUUACAGGAAAGUGUGGGUCAGUUUUGGUGCGUCUUAUUCCUGCUCCAAGGGGAACUGGUAUUGUUUCAGCUCCUGUACCUAAAAAAUUACUACAAAUGGCUGGUGUAGAAGAUUGUUACACGUCAGCUGUUGGACAGACUGCUACUCUGGGCAAUUUUGCUAAAGCUACCUAUGCUGCGAUUCAGCGAACGUAUUCUUAUCUAACUCCUGAUCUAUGGAGGGAACACAUAUUGGAAAAAACCCCUUACCAGCGUUAUUGGGAGUUUCUUGCUCAAAGUGCACCUGUUCGAGCCUGA
This is a messenger RNA of Thelazia callipaeda (thelaziosis nematode), 816 nucleotides long. Lineage: Eukaryota; Metazoa; Nematoda; Chromadorea; Rhabditida; Thelaziidae. The record is from the annotation of a GenBank genome assembly.